AUGGUCAAGCCACAAUGUGUUAUCUGUGCCAAGGUUUUGAGCCACAAGAACUUGAAGCCCAACAAACUAAAGAUCCAUUCGGAGUCUUGUCACAGCGACCUGGCGGGGAAGGGCGUGGACUAUUUCAAACGAAAAGAAGCCGCACUCAAGGGUUCCCACAUCGAUUCAACGGGUCACUACACUUGUCAAAUUGAAGCAGUGCUGGAAGCUUCAUACCAGAUUGCUUAUCGAAUCGCACAGACUAAGAAACCUCACACCAUCGGUGAAGAGCUUAUCAAGCCAUGCCUUCUCGAAGCAGCAAAGUUGGUGCUGGGGGAACAGCAGUCAAACAAGUUCAGGCAGAUUUCCCUUUCUAAUGACACAGUCAAAAGUCAAAUCUCGGAUAUGAGUGAUGAUAUUCUGCUGCAAGUAGUGAGUGGUGUGAAGAGCAGUCCAGUGUAUUAA
Molecule: messenger RNA, 444 nt
Organism: Leucoraja erinaceus (little skate)
Lineage: Eukaryota; Metazoa; Chordata; Chondrichthyes; Rajiformes; Rajidae
Product: protein FAM200C-like
Exons: 1
Coding region: 1-444 (147 amino acids)
Source: RefSeq, a predicted model, not a curated record